This is a messenger RNA of Verticillium alfalfae VaMs.102, 750 nucleotides long. RefSeq lists its product as hypothetical. Bases 1 to 750 code for a protein of 249 amino acids. The record is from RefSeq and is a predicted model, not a curated record. The transcript is spliced from 5 exons. Lineage: Eukaryota; Fungi; Ascomycota; Sordariomycetes; Glomerellales; Plectosphaerellaceae. Gene Ontology annotation, cellular component: nucleus; 90S preribosome.
AUGGCCGGCACAAAGCGCAAGGCUCCUGCCCAGAGCAAGAAAGAUGCUGGUGGUCCCCCCGCGGCCAAGAAGCACAAAAAGUUCCAGGUCGACGACUCACUUCUCGACAUGGACCUCGGCCUCAACAAGUCCUUCUCCGUCAUGGACAGCCAGCUUCUCGCGGAUUAUCUGGCACAGAAGAUCAGUCGCUUCGGAUCGGAUCUGAGCUCGAUUGAGGUGUCUGACUUGACGGUCUCUGCCAACGCUAUCCGGGACACGACGUCAUGGGAUGAGCCCCGGACUGCGGAGAAGCUGCCCGAGUUUCUCGAAAAGUUUGCUGAGAAGCCGGAGAGGCUGAGCUCUGCGCCUUCCGCCAAGGGCACACCGCACACCAUCAUCGUUGCCGGCGCAGGUCUACGCGCGGCCGAUCUUGUGAGGGCGACAAGGAAGUUUCAGACCGCUGAGAGCACCGUCUCGAAGCUUUUUGCGAAGCACAUGAAAGUCGAUGAGCAGACUAAGUUCCUCCAGAGUCAGCGGACCGGUAUCGCUGUCGGCACGCCGGCGAGGCUCAUGGCCCUCGUCGACAAUGGCGCGCUGUCUUUGGCCAAGCUGGAUCGUAUUGUAGUCGACGCGUCGCACAUUGACCAGAAGAAAAGGGGCGUCAUGGACAUGAAGGAGACGAUGCUGCCGCUGGCCCAAUGGCUGACGCGCAACGAGUUCAAGGAUCGCUACGUCGACGAGAAGAAGCCUCUCGCGCUUUUGUUCUACUAG